Ictalurus punctatus (channel catfish) is the source of this 3129-nucleotide messenger RNA. RefSeq lists its product as uncharacterized. NCBI's taxonomy places the organism in Eukaryota, Metazoa, Chordata, Actinopteri, Siluriformes, Ictaluridae. Gene Ontology annotation, molecular function: catalytic activity. The record is from RefSeq and is a predicted model, not a curated record. The coding region runs from base 455 to 1513 and encodes 352 amino acids. The transcript has a single exon.
AGUCUCUUGGUGUAAUGAGCAGAAUCCGGUGUUUGUCAAUAACUGGAAUCUGUUCUGGGAGCGUCCUAGGUUGUUUCGUCCUGAUGGUCUGCACCCCAGCAGCCUUGGAGCGGAACUGCUUUCAGACAUCAUUUCCAAGGCGCUACACUCCAAGUGACUGCCUACCAUAAGUACAUCUUCCAAUAAUAACAAUAAUAUUCAGUAUAAUCAAUGUUCAACUAAAAAUCCGGCAAAGGUAAUACAUACUAUAGAGACUGUGUCUGUUCCCCGAGUUAUACAAAUAUAUAGAAAAUCUCGGAAAGUCUAUCUUCGUAACCUAAUUAACAUAAAAUUAAAUCAUAUUGAAUGCACAGCCAGCACUUUUGAUCUGAGGCUAGGACUAUUAAACAUUAGAUCUCUUGCGUCUAAGGCUCUUAUUGUUAAUGACAUCAUUACUGAUCAGGAAUGUAAUUUAAUGUGUUUAACAGAAACUUGGAUUAAACCAAACGAGUACAUAGCAUUAAAUGAAGCCAGUCCUCCUGGAUACAGUUAUGUACAUCAGCCUCGUUCAACUGGUAGAGGAGGAGGUGUUGGACUCAUCCAUAGUAAAAAUCUAGUCGUCACACAAAAACCUAAGCAUAAAUUUAAUUCUUUUGAAAUUCUUUAUACCAGUAUAAGUUAUGUAGCCACAAAAAAUAAGUCAAUUCCUCUAAUUAUUAUUUACAGACCCCCAGGGCCAUAUACUGAAUUUCUUAGUGAAUUUUCAGACUUUGUCUCAAACCUGGUUGUGUCUGUAGAUAAAGCAUUAAUCGUCGGAGACUUUAAUAUUCAUUUUGAUAACCUGGAAGACCCUCUAAGAAUAGCGGUUGUGUCCAUCUUAGAUUCAGUAGGGAUUAAUCAGAAUGUAAUCGGGCCUACUCAUAAUGGUGGUCACACUCUUGACCUCAUACUAACAUACGGACUAAGUAUAGAAAAUAUUAUAAUUUUUCCACAGUCUGAAGUUGUCUCAGACCAUUAUCUUAUCUCGUUCAUAAUACGUAUUGAUCAUAAUAUUUCCACCUCGUCUGGCUACCGCGUAAAACGUACCUACACAUCAGCUACUGCACCGAGCUUCAUAAAUAACCUCGCAGAAACAUCAAUUAGAUUUGGAUCACCGUCAGAUCACACAGAACUCGAUCAGGCGACUGAAAGCUUGGAGUCAACACUCCGCUACACGAUAGAUAGAGUGGCUCCACUCAAAAGGAAAAUAAUUAGAGAAAAAAAAUUAGCACCCUGGUAUAACGAUCAAAAGCGAACCUUAAAACAGACAACUCGACAAUUAGAACGUAAAUGGCGUCAAACCAAACUGGUGAUAUUUCAAACAGCAUGGAAGGAGAGCCUACUGAAAUAUAGGAAAUCUCUUGGCAAUGCUAGAAAAAUCUAUUUCUCCACCUUAAUAGGAGACAACAAAAACAAUUCUAGAUUCCUUUUCAACACAGUAGCAAAAUUAACUAGGAAUAAAACCACUACAGGGAGAAACACAAUCAUUACAUAGCAGUGAAGAUUUCAUGAAAUUUUUCAAUGAUAAGGUUGAAAAUAUUAGACGUGAAAUACAGGCCAUUAAAUUAAAAUUGGACAGUACUGUAACAAACCCAUUACAUUACAAUGUAGCAAUAUCAGAUCAAUGUUUAGAGUGUUUUGCUCCGCUUAGAGAGACCGAACUAGCUACAUUAAUCUCUUCAGCCAAUUCAUCAACUUGCAUACUAGAUCCCGUACCUACAUGUUUGUUUAAACAGAUUGGUCCAGGAGUAAUUGAACCACUUCUAAAUAUAAUCAAUUCUUCCCUAAGCACUGGCUAUGUACCUAAAUCACUUAAAUUAGCAGUUAUUAAACCCUUGAUUAAAAAACCUGAUCUUGACCCGUCUCAAUUGUCCAACUAUAGACCAAUAUCAAAUCUCCCCUUCAUCUCUAAGAUUUUAGAAAAGGUUGUAGCAAAGCAGUUAUGCUCGUACUUAGAUAGGAAUAACAUUCAUGAAAUGUAUCAGUCAGGAUUUAGACCUCAUCAUAGCACAGAGACAGCGUUAGUUAAAGUAGUAAAUGACCUUCUACUGACCUCUGAUCAGGGUUGUGUCUCGCUGCUUGUGUUACUCGACCUUAGUGCAGCUUUUGAUACUAUAGAUCACACUAUUCACCUUGAUAGAUUAGAAAAUGUUGUUGGUAUUAAUGGAACAGUCCUCUCCUGGCUCAGGUCUUAUCUGACCGAUCGUUAUCAGUUCGUAGAUGUAAAUGGUGAUUUCUCCAUGCAUACUGAGGUUACUUUUGAAGUUCCACAGGGUUCUGUUUUAGGCCCACUGCUUUUUACUUUAUAUAUGCUACCCCUAGGUCAAAUUAUUCGUAAACAUGGAAUUAGCUUCCACUGUUAUGCUGAUGAUACACAGUUGUAUGUUUCAGCGAAGCCAGAGGACAGACAGAAGCUUGGUAAAGUUGAGGAUUGUGUAAAGGACAUUAGACGUUGGACGUUUAUUAACUUCCUUCUACUUAAUUCUGAUAAAACAGAAAUACUUUUAUUAGGCCCACGUGUAGCUAGAAGAAAUCUUUCUGAUCACAUGGUUACUCUGGAUGGUCUUUCUGUUUCAUCAUGUGCAGCAGUUAAAGACCUUGGCGUGAUUAUUGACUCCAGCCUAUCAUUUGAUGCUCAUGUAGAUAAUAUUACUAGGAUAGCUUUCUUUCAUCUCAGAAAUAUUUCUAAAAUAAGAAACAUAUUGUCACUACAUGAUGCGGAAAUACUAGUUCAUGCAUUCGUCACCUCUAGAUUAGAUUACUAUAAUGCCUUACUGUCUGGAUGUUCCAGUAGGAAUAUAAAUAAGCUCCAGUUAGUCCAGAAUGCAGCUGCUAGAGUCCUAACUAGAACUAGAAGAUACGACCAUAUCACACCGAUAUUAUCAAUACUGCAUUGGCUCCCAGUAAAAUCUCGCAUUAACUAUAAAAUACUUUUAUUAACCUAUAAAGCACUAAAUGGUCUCGCGCCACAAUAUCUAAGCGACCUUUUGGUUUUAUAUGAUCCGCCACGCCUACUUGGAUCAAAAGAUGCAGGCUAUCUGACGGUACCUCGAAUAGAGAAGGCUACAGCAGGGGGAAGAGCUCUUAUAGAGCUCUUAUAGAGCCCCACAG